Emiliania huxleyi CCMP1516 is the source of this 767-nucleotide messenger RNA. RefSeq lists its product as hypothetical. The record is from RefSeq and is a predicted model, not a curated record. The transcript is spliced from 6 exons. Lineage: Eukaryota; Haptophyta; Isochrysidales; Noelaerhabdaceae. The annotation marks the transcript as partial.
AUGUCAACAUACAUUGAUGGGAAGGCGAAACACAGUCCGACCAACGACUGGGACACCAACGCGGCGAAACACAGUCCGACCAACGACUGGGACACCAACGCGGCAGUCACCGUCGUCGGGGUGGUCAAAACACACAAUGCCGUGGGCGGUGGCUCUGGAACGUUUGAGGAGGCGUCGUGGCUCAAGACUGAGGCUGACUGCAAAGCGCGCUGCGCGGGAGAGCACCACUGCACCGCGGUCGAGUUCGCUCUCAUCGGCGGCUACACGCGCUGCGAGAUCCACCGGCUGCCGGUGAGUCACACCUUUCCCCUGCCCGGGUUCGACUGCUUCGUCAAGGGCUCCGGCCGGCGCCAGAGAGGGUCUGCUGGCGGCGGCGCUAUGGCAGCGGUAGCGGUAGCGGUGGCACCGCCGCCGCCACCGCCAACGCUGCUGCCGCCGCUGCUGGCACCGCCGCUGCCGCAGCCACGGGCCGGCACCGCACCGCUCCUCCCCACUCCGGCCAAGGCGAGCGCGGCCGAGGUGGCCGGCUUCAUGCUACCGGAGGGGCAGGCUGCCACGCCGGCUGCACCUCGGCUGCACCUCGGCUGCACCUCGGCUGCACUUCGGCUGCACCUCGGCUGCACCUCGGCUGCACCUCGGCUGCACCUCGGCUGCACCUCGGCUGCACCUCGGCUGCACCUCGGCUGCACCUCGGCUGCACCUCGGCUGCACCUCGGCUGCACCUCGGCUGCACCUCGGCUGCACCUCGGCGGAUCUGCAGGUGGGCU